CGUUACAAGCCAUGGGACAAAAAAAUGGCGCUGAAGUAACUGAAUUCAUUCUCCUGGGAUUCGCUGGUCAGCAUAAGUCUUGGCAUGUCUUUUUCACAGUAUUUCUAGUGAUCUAUGUGGCCACCCUAGUGGGUAACAUUGGCAUGAUCCUCCUCAUCAAAACUGACUCUUCCCUUCACACCCCCAUGUACUUUUUCCUCCAAAACUUGGCUUUUGUUGAUCUCUGUUAUGCCACUGCUAUCACUCCGAAGAUGUUGCAUAAUUUGAUGAGCACCAAAAAUUCCAUCUCAUUCUUUGGAUGUAUGGUGCAACUGCUAGUCUAUGGUACCUUUGUAACAAGUGAUUGCUAUAUCCUGGCAGCUAUGGCAGUGGACCGUUAUGUGGCCAUCUGUAACCCACUUCGCUAUGCAACUGUCAUGUCCCAGAGAGUCUGCAGUCAACUCUUAACUGGUUCAUACUUCAUGGGUUUCCUGAACGCUUCUGUCAAUGUAGGUUUUACUUUCUCACUGACAUUUUGCAAGUCCAAUAAAAUUAACCACUUUUUCUGUGAUGAGCCCCCAAUUCUGGCCCUCUCAUGCUCUGAUAUUUACUUCAGCAUCAUGGUACUAGCAGCCUUUGUGGGGUUUAACUUGACAUUCACUAUAUUGGUCAUCAUCUUUUCCUACAUGUUUAUCUUGUCUGCCAUCCUGAAGAUCUCUUCUGCUGCAGGAAGGAAAAAAGCCUUCUCCACCUGUGCCUCCCACCUGACAGCUGUCACCAUUUUCUAUGGAACACUCUCUUAUAUGUAUCUGCACCGUGGUACCAUAGAGUCUCAAGAGCAAGAAAAAAUGGCUUCCAUUUUUUAUGGGGUUGUGAUUCCCAUGUUAAACCCUCUCAUCUAUAGUCUGAGAAACCAAGAUGUAAGAGAAGCCCUAAAAGAGGUUAGAAAAAAGUGUUUCUAGACUGAACAUCAAUUAUGAACUCAGCCAGUCCAGGUUUGAUGCAGGAUACAGGAUGUUUGGGGCUGGU
Capra hircus (goat) is the source of this 1008-nucleotide messenger RNA. RefSeq names its product putative olfactory receptor 5AK3. The record is from RefSeq and is a predicted model, not a curated record. Gene Ontology annotation, cellular component: membrane. NCBI's taxonomy places the organism in Eukaryota, Metazoa, Chordata, Mammalia, Artiodactyla, Bovidae. Gene Ontology annotation, biological process: G protein-coupled receptor signaling pathway; sensory perception of smell. The transcript has a single exon. The coding region runs from base 12 to 941 and encodes 309 amino acids. Gene Ontology annotation, molecular function: odorant binding; olfactory receptor activity; G protein-coupled receptor activity.